Patella vulgata (common limpet) is the source of this 7984-nucleotide messenger RNA. RefSeq names its product exportin-7. The coding region runs from base 229 to 3534 and encodes 1101 amino acids. Gene Ontology annotation, cellular component: nuclear pore; cytoplasm. Gene Ontology annotation, molecular function: small GTPase binding; nuclear export signal receptor activity. The record is from RefSeq and is a predicted model, not a curated record. Gene Ontology annotation, biological process: protein export from nucleus. The transcript has 30 exons. NCBI's taxonomy places the organism in Eukaryota, Metazoa, Mollusca, Gastropoda, Patellidae.
UUCAAGCCACAUCGGAAAGAAACAACUAAAUUGCAAAGAAUGCCAGUUAAAUCAAAUUUGUUAUUGUGACCUUGUGAUGCAUAUGAUUACAAGCAAUGUUCAUUUUUAAAGGAUUCUGAAUGUGGAAGAUCCUAAUUCUCUUCGUUCAAGUUGCAUAGGCCUAUCAAGAGUUGGGAGUUGACAGCCUGUAGCGCCCCCAGACGUCGCGCGUGAAAAGGAAAAACAAAAAUGGCGGACGAACAGGAGUUGCGUCGUCUUGAGGAGCUGUGUAAACAGAUGUAUGAGACUGCUGACAGUAAUAUACGUUCAGAAGCAGAAAAAGCACUGGUUUCUUUUGCCAUUUCUCCUGAUUGCCUGAAUAAAUGUCAACUUUUAUUGGAAAGAGGCAGUUCGGCUUAUGCACAACUUUUGGCAGCAACAACCUUAACAAAACUGGUAACCAGACCAAAUGUGACUUUGCCACUGGAACAGAGAAUUGACAUUAGAAAUUAUAUAUUGAAUUAUCUGGCUAACCGUCCCAAACUAUUACACUAUGUAUCACAGGCCUUAGUGCAGCUAUUUGCCAGGAUAACAAAAUUAGGAUGGUUUGAUGUAAAUAAAGAUGAAUAUGUAUUUCGCAAUGUUGUUAACGAUGUUGGCAAAUUUAUUCAGAGUGGAACAACACAACAUGUUAUGACAGGUGUUCAGUUAUUAUCACAGUUAGUUAGUGAGAUGAAUCAAGUUAGUGAGGCAGAAGCUUCUCGCUCCCUCACCAAACAUAGAAAAAUAGCUUCAUCAUUCCGAGAUACCCAGUUAUUCGAGAUAUUUCAACUAGCUUGUUCUUUACUAAGAUCCGCUGCUGGUAAUUUAAAAAGUUUAGAUUUAACAGAUGAUAAUCAACAUGGUCUGUUAUCACAUACUCUAAAUUUAGCUCACAAUGCUUUAACAUUUGAUUUUAUUGGCACAUCAACAGACGAAUCAUCAGAUGAUCUCUGUACAGUUCAAAUUCCUACUAGUUGGAGAACAGCUUUUCUAGAUUUCAGUACUUUACAACUUUUCUUUGAUUUAUUUGCUGGGUUACCAUCAUCAUUGGCACCCAUGGCUUUAUCAUGUCUUGUCCAAAUAGCUUCUGUCAGGCGAUCGCUGUUUAAUAAUGCUGAGCGUGCCAAAUUUCUCAAUAAUCUUGUAACUGGAGUUCGAGGUAUUCUGGAAAAUCCACAGGGUUUAGCAGAUCCAGCUAAUUACCAUGAAUUUUGUCGUCUUCUUGCUAGAUUAAAGUCUAAUUAUCAGUUAGGUGAAUUAGUUAAAGUGGAUAAUUAUCCAGAUGUUAUUAAAUUAAUAGCUGAAUUUACUGUUACAAGUUUACAGAUGUGGCAAUUUGCUCCUAACAGUGUACACUAUUUGUUAAGUUUAUGGCAGAGAAUGGUAGCAUCUGUACCAUAUGUUAAAGCAUCUGAACCACAUUUAUUAGAGACGUACACACCUGAAGUUACUAAAGCUUAUAUUAGUUCACGUUUAGCUUCUGUUCAUGUUGUUAUCAGAGAAGGAUUAGAGGACCCAUUAGAUGACCAUGGUAUGAUAUCACAACAACUAGAACAGUUAUCAACUAUAGGUAGAUGUGAAUAUGAUAAAACAUGUUCUGUAUUAGUUACAUUAUUUGAUGAAUCAGCAGCUUUAUAUCAAGAACUAGUAGCAUCAGGUGGGCAAUCUGUAGAAAUAGCUGUUAGAGAAGGUAGAUUAACAUGGCUAGUGUAUAUUAUUGGGGCUGUGAUUGGAGGUCGUGUAUCAUUUGCGAGUACAGAUGAACAUGAUGCUAUGGAUGGUGAAUUAGUUUGUAGAGUAUUACAGUUAAUGAAUUUAACAGAUUCUAGAUUAGCACAAGGAGGCUGUGAAAAAUUAGAUCAAGCAAUAUUAAGUUUUUUUGAACAAUUUCGUAAAAUAUAUGUAGGUGACCAAGUACAGAAAACCUCAAAGGUAUAUAGAAGAUUAUCAGAUGUUUUAGGUUUAAGUGAUGAAUCAAUGGUUCUUAGUGUCUUUAUAGGCAAAAUUAUAACUAAUUUAAAAUACUGGGGUAGAUCAGAACAAAUUAUAUCAAAAACAUUACAACUACUGAGUGAUCUAUCUGUAGGUUAUAGUAGUGUUCGUAAACUAGUCAAACUAGAUGCUGUGCAAUUUAUGUUAAAUAACCACACGAGUGAACAUUUUCCAUUCCUGGGUAUUAAUAGUGGUACAACACCUAUAGCUGAUAUGAGAUGUAGAACAACAUUUUAUACAGCAUUAGGUCGAUUAUUAUUAGUUGAUUUAGGUGAAGAUGAAGAGAAAUUUUAUCAAUUUAUGUCCCCAUUAACAGCUGCGUUUGAAGCUGUAGGUAAUCUAUUAGCUAAUGCUGGUAAUCCUUCUAGUUUAGAAGAAGCUAAGCGAUCGUUAAUAGGUUUAGCAAGAGAUCUACGGGGUAUAGCUUUUGCUUUCAACACUAAAACCAGUUACAUGAUGUUAUUUGAAUGGAUAUAUCCUAACUAUAUACCGGUAUUACAAAGAGCGAUAGAAUUAUGGUACCAUGACCCUACUGUUACUACACCCGUCCUUAAACUUAUGGCUGAACUCGCCCAAAAUAGAUCUCAGAGAUUACAGUUUGAUGUAUCAUCACCUAAUGGAGUGUUAUUAUUCCGUGAAGUUAGUAAAAUGAUUGUUAUGUAUGGAUCCCGGGGGUUGACGUUGAGUGAAAAUGUACAAAAAGAUCAAAUCUACCCAUUAAGAUUAAAAGGGAUAUCGAUAUGUUUCUCUAUGUUAAAGGCAGCUCUAUGUGGUAAUUAUGUUAAUUUUGGUGUAUUUCGUCUGUAUGGUGAUGAUGCAUUAGAUAAUGCUUUAAGCAUGUUUGUCAAGUUAUUGUUAUCGAUAUCACAGAAUGAUUUAUUGGAUUAUCCUAAAUUAAGUCAGAAUUAUUAUGGUUUAUUAGAAUGUUUAGCUCAGGAUCAUAUGUCAUUUAUCAGCAACUUAGAGCCUCAAGUUUUCCUCUAUAUUUUAUCUACUAUAUCUGAAGGUCUCACUGCUUUAGAUACUAUGGUAUGUACAGGAUGCUGUGCUACUUUAGAUAAUAUUAUUACCUAUUUGUUCCGUCGUUUAACCACUAAAAAGAAAAAAUUAAAUGGAAGUGGUUUAAAUGACAGCGACGCAUUCCUUAGAAUAUUAGAAUUAAAUCCUGAUAUAUUACAACAAAUGUUAUCUACAGUGCUAAAUAUUAUUAUGUUUGAAGAUUGUCGUAAUCAAUGGUCCAUGUCUAGACCAUUAUUAGGACUUAUAUUAUUAAAUGAAGAGCAUUUCAACAAAGUUAGAGGAACUAUUAUAGCAAGUCAGCCGGCCGAAAAACAUCAAACCAUGGCUCAGUGUUUUGAGAAUCUCAUGGAAGGAAUAGAAAGAUCAUUACUCACAAAAAAUAGAGAUAAGUUUACACAGAAUUUAUCAGUGUUUCGAAGAGAUGUAAAUGAUAGUUUAAAAGCACAGAAUAAUAGUCCUACGUCUUCUUCUACAUCACCAGAUAUGAUGACGUAUGGAUAGCGUCAUCAAUAUAUAUAUAAAAACACUCAGCUUGUUAUACUUAAAACAUUAUCGUCAUCAUAUUACUGUACGAUUCUAAAUCAUAGACAGUUUAAUAUCAACCUAUCAUUUCUAUAUACCAUGGUGUAUAUAAAAUAUACAUUAGAAUAACAUCGCUACAUCCCACCAUAUUUUCCUGUUUGUGUAAUUCAGUUGUCUUUCUUGAUGACACAGUUAACUGCUUUUUGUCUUUUCUUCUGCCUGUUAGUUUGGCAAGUGGAAGACACAGAACACCUGAUGUAAUAAUUUGAAAAAAUAAAACAACCAUUGUGUCAUCUUCUGCUCCUUGGAAACUCUUCUGACAAGGGAAUUCGCUAAUAGUUUGUAUGGAAAUUAGUGAUUUAUUACUUCUGAACUGUGUGUAACAGAUGGAGUUAAAAGUCAUACGUUUGAUUGAUUUUGUGUUAUUCAAAAUUUAAUGUUAUUUUGCUGAAGACCAGACUGAUUGAUUGUGAUGGAUAUCAACAAAUAAUCAGCUUUCUUGUAGCAUUGUGUAAACAUAAAACAACUUUGUGCUGAACUUUAUGAUCUGAUGAUAAAAUGGCCAUUAAUUAUGAAGAAAAAUUGAGGUAGAUUAAAACAGAUGGCAUCUAUAAAUUGAGGAUGUUUUAAUAUUAGAAGGCUAUGGAAUACUGGUAAAAAAAAUUUAACACAAAUAGGAACUGAACUGCACAAAGAAUGGCAUUGUACAGUGUAAUCUUUUAGAAAUAUUAGAUGUACAAUAAGUAUAUAUCAGAGAUUAUCUACUUCAACAUUCUCUUAUUACUGUUACCAACACGCAGCUAUAAACUAAGAAUGUCAAUAUUUCUAUAUGUAAAUGGAUAAAAAAAAAAUUCAAUUUAAGAAUUACAGCAAAAAAGAUACAGAUCUGCCUAGUUUGAAGAUUAAAGUUCCAGUAGACCCAGUAAAUUAUCUUGAUAAUUAGAAAUCAUAUGACAUGGAUUAAAGUCAGUGAUUGAAGAAUAAGAGUUACUCAUCUGUGAAUUCGAAUUUUAAACUCUGUUUUUCUAGAAAAGUCAGAACUAAAACAGACAUAAAACAAAUAAUGUUAUUUUGUAAACAGAAAAGUUAUUAUCCAAAACUAUACAACAGAUUUGUUUUUCAAAGUAUGAAAAAGUAUUUUUUUUUUUACAUCCCCAAGGCUACUGGUACUUUAACAAUUGAUUAAAUCUUAUCUAUCUGUGAAUUAGUUUAUAAAUUACAUACAAGAUUAAUUGUUGUCCCCCGCCUUUCGAAGAAAGCAGGGGACUAUUAAAAUGGGUUCGUCCGUCUGUCUGUCUGUCCGUCUGUCUGUCCGUCCGUCUGUCUGUCCGUCUGUCUGUCCGUCACACUUUUUGGGACACAAUAACUCUCUUCCUAAUUGAGCUAGAAUGUUCAAACUUGGUGUAUGUGUUUAUUAGGUCAAUGCCUUGAUGGAGUUCGAAGAUGAGCAUUUUCUGCUUAGGGUAAGCAGAGAUAAGCAAUUUGAUUGGUUGAUGCUUUGGGACACGAUAACUCUCUUCCUAAUUGGGCUAGAAUGUUCAAACUUGGUGUAUGUGUUGAUUAGGUCAAUGCCUUGAUGGAGUUCGAAGAUGAGCAUUUUCCGCUUAGGGUAAGCAGAGAUAAGCAAUUUGAUUGGUUGAUGCUUUGGGACACGAUAACUUUUAAUUGAGCUAGAAUGUUCAAACUUGGUGUAUGUGUUUAUUAGGUCAAUGCCUUGAUGGAGUUCGAAGAUGAGCAUUUUCCGCUUAGGGUAAGCAGAGAUAAGCAAUUUGAUUGGUUGAUACUUUGGGGCACGAUAACUCUCUUCCUAAUUGAGCUAGAAUGUUCAAACUUGGUGUAUGUGUUGAUUAGGUCAAUGCCUUGAUGGAGUUCGAAGAUGAGCAUUUUCCGCUUAGGGUAAGCAGAGAUAAGCAAUUUGAUUGGUUGAUGCUUUGGGACACGAUAACUUUAGUUCUAAUUAAGUGAGAUUGAUGAAACUUGGUGUAUAGUUUCAUUACAGUAAUACCUUGACUAAGUUUGAUAAUGAGCAUUUUCUGCUCAGGGUAAGCAGAGCGAUACGCAAUUUGAUUUUUAUAUGUGUCCUCUAAUUAUUUUCCUAUUUCGGCGGGGGACAUCAGCCUCACUGUUGGCUUGUUAUACAUAACAAACUUGCUAAAGAAAUGCCAAACAUUUCUCGAAACAAAAUUUAAUUUCAACACAGUUUGCUACACAAAAAAUUUUCAUGAGUUUUCUGCCCAAAAGUUUAAGCAGCACAAGUGUAAACAAUUAUCUAAAUCGAUUAUUCUUAAAAGUUUAGUGGAAGUAAACCAUUAGUGCUUAAAGUUAUAAAAGAUUUGAAUAAUGAUAAGCACAGCAAAAAUAUAUUAAUUUGUGUGAAAAUAAUGUAUAUUUAUCAACUGAUGUAUAUGUGGGUAUAUAAAAAUGAAAUGGUUGUGAAUGUUGAUAUAUUAACCGUUAUUUAAUCUUUAGUAAAGUGCUAUUGAAGUGUGAGGCCAUUGUCUACAACAACAUUCUACUUCUUUGAAUAUUUCCCAGUGAAUACAUUAAUUAAAGUACUCAAGCAUUUUCUUUAUUUCAGUAGCAGUUUCUUCAAUUACAGCAAUUUUGAAAUAUAAAAAGUUUAGGAUAGGGAAACAAUCAAGUAUUAUUAUUAACUGUCUCUAUUUCAGAUCAAUUCUGUAAUUACAUGGCCAUAUUAUGUGUAAAUCUAUUGACAUUGGAUCAUGGUCAAUAGAUAUUGCUUAAAUAGUUUUAAAACAAUCUAUUGAUGGUCAUGUUGAUAAAUAUAUCCGAUGACUUUAUCGUCUGCACAUUGGAUGCUUACUGUUUGUGGUAUGUUUGAUAUGCAUUUGUGUUGCUCUGUCUGUUAGAAUCAAUUGUAAUGUAAAAUUAGUAAUAAACUUAAAGGUUAAUUAUCACUUUUAACAAGAAGUUAAAGGUAAUUAAUUUCAUAUACUCUAUACUCCCCUAAUUAUAGACAAUACAAGCACCUGUCUACUCAGGAUAUGACAUUAUUCAUACCAACAAUUGUAGAUUUAACUCACAUUCUGUAUCAAAUCUAAUUUGAACAUUCCCAAAGACACUUUAUAAAGUCACUUCAAAUCAAAAAAAUAUUUUAUACCAACUGGUAAAGAUAUCCAAAGUGCUGAUUUUAAUUACAAUUGAUUUUAAAAAUGGAAGAUUUUGUGUGUGUGGUUCUGAACAUUCAGAUCAUAUAAGGUGUUAAUUUUACAACUUCUGGUUUAGGCCACACGUAUUUUAAUUACAAUUUUGCUUCCUAUUUCUUGGGAGAAAAUAUAUUUUAAAAACAAAAAGAGUAAUUGUUUGCUCUAUUUACAGCAUCAUCUUAGUUCCAUACUUUUAAGUUUUAAAUUUAAAAACACCAUUAUUAUUUAACAAGAUCCAAAAAAACUAAAAAUCAAUAAGCUCUUUAUUUUAUUCUGUAUCAAUAUAUAGUUUAUCCAAUGUGAUAAACAGGCUCUGAAAUAAGUGAUAGAUGGUUGAAUAGUGUAUUAACGGUAAUUAGAUAAUAUUGGUUGGUAUCUAUUUCAUUUAUUGAUAUGUGUAUAGAGAAAAUAUAAAAUGAAUUACAAGUGCUGUCGAUUUUAAAAACAGGUGGUUUUUUUUUUAUCUGCUUCAUCUUCUACACUUGAUUAGAUAAAUUUAUACAAACACAUCCUUCUCUUUUAUCUUUUGAUUGGUGACUCCAUCGUCUUGGUCUGAAGACAUUUCUUUAAAGCACAUGUUGAGUAAUUCACAUAUUGUGAUUGGCCAACUCCAGAUCAACCUAACAAUCAAAACUUGUAGGAUAGAAAAUUCAGUGAAAAUCAUUUAAAAUGUUUUGAUAAAGACAGAGUACCAUCUUCGAAAGGUUGCAUGUUUAUAAACUAGUAAUUGUCAUUCCCUAGUAAAGUUUUGGUGCCACUAUUCAGUUAAUAAAUGUCACUAAAGAGAUAUUGCUGUUGUCAGGCCCAGGAAGUCUUUAGAUGUUAAUGGGGUAACCAAUAAGUAAAGAGAAUGGAUAUUUACUCCAAACAAUGUUGGCCAAUAGAUCAAGAUAAUAUCUUAAUAUUAAGCAGACAUAAAAACUUUUCCUUCUAAUUGUAGAUGUUAACAAAUUGUAAUGAAAUUAUUGUAAAUUAGGGUUUGUAAUGCUAUGUUCUAUAUGUACAAUGGUUGUUUUGGUUUUAAAAUGGCUGAUGGGAGUGGAUGGGUGAGGGGAGAAUUAGGUGGUGAGGAAUAUAUUGUACAUUUUAUCAUUAUAUAGAAUCAUUUCAUGUGUUGUCAUUAUACUGAAGUAAACGUGUUUAUUAUAAUAUAUCUGUUUUGUUACAGAUAAAAAGUUACUAAUGAGAAAUUCAAUUAAAACUAUUUGCUAUAAUGAUAUGCCUCUCUUGUCAUUUAAUUAUAUUAAAGAUAUAUUUACUUA